GGCUCGGGCCAGGGCGGGUGGCUAUGGUUAGUGGGAAUAUCGGCUCAAUGUUGUGGCGGCCAAUGGGCAGGAUGCACGCGUGGCUGGGAAAGGAAGAGGGCGUGGUGACAGGCGUUAUGCCAUGCACUCCUAGGGCUCCAUGGCUGCUCUGGUUGGACACGGUUGUGUGGGCGAGUAGAAUGGUAGUCGAGCACACAAUCCAAGACUGUGAGAGGCAAAUUGGCUCAUCUCCAACUCAGCAAAGCUUUGAUCCCUGUUCGCCACUGCCUCACGAGCUCUUUGGCCUGCAGGAAAGCAAUUAUCAAGGACACUCCCUCUUCAUCCCCGGAUUCUCUCGAGGAAUCCCUUGCUGCUGGGCCUGGUGUUUCGAGUUGACGUAGGGCUGUUGAGUGGCUGCGCCAGCCAACACUGCUCCUGAAGUUUUGGAAAUCCGACAUAGCACUGAUGUCUGGGUUCACUUGAAAGAGAAGGAGAAGCAGAAGGCGCCACCGCAAGCAUCGCCUGGUUUAGCUUCGUUUUAGAUCGAGGUAAGUCGUAAGUUUGAAUAUCUUUGUAUUCUAUGAUGAGAUUUUUUUUCUGUCCGAUACUGCUUCUGUCGAAUCUAAAAUUUAGUUCCAGUUUCCGAGAGUUUGAGGGCCGGUUUCAACGAUGCUGUGCUGGGAUUCUGUGCCAGGUAACCUGAUGCUGGUGUAGGAGCAGCACUUGGGGCUGCAGCUCAAAAUUGCAAAGCUGUGGAUUAUGAGGCAGAGAUUGGUAAACACAACAUUGGAGUUAUUUCGUUGUUCUUGAGUGUGCUUCGCAAAAGUCUAAUAUUUUCCUUUCAGAUUAUUACAUAGUUGUGAAAUUUAUAUAUAUCCUGCAUUUCUAUUCUGCAUAAACUUCUAUACAAACUCAAUUAAAAAUAUAUAUAUAUAAUCAAACCUAUAAUCGAAGUGACUGAAAAUGCCUCGCC
This is a messenger RNA of Selaginella moellendorffii, 952 nucleotides long. RefSeq lists its product as uncharacterized. Bases 24 to 380 code for a protein of 118 amino acids. The transcript has 2 exons. The record is from RefSeq and is a predicted model, not a curated record. Lineage: Eukaryota; Viridiplantae; Streptophyta; Lycopodiopsida; Selaginellales; Selaginellaceae.